Messenger RNA from Chlamydomonas reinhardtii, 2901 nucleotides. RefSeq lists its product as uncharacterized. Gene Ontology annotation, cellular component: nucleolus. Gene Ontology annotation, biological process: maturation of LSU-rRNA from tricistronic rRNA transcript (SSU-rRNA, 5.8S rRNA, LSU-rRNA). The transcript has 14 exons. Gene Ontology annotation, molecular function: RNA helicase activity; nucleic acid binding; ATP binding. NCBI's taxonomy places the organism in Eukaryota, Viridiplantae, Chlorophyta, Chlorophyceae, Chlamydomonadales, Chlamydomonadaceae. The record is from RefSeq and is a predicted model, not a curated record. The coding region runs from base 100 to 2295 and encodes 731 amino acids.
CUUAGCGUACUGCUUCGACUUGUCUUGUAAGCGUGUUGCGGCUUCUAAACAAACCCUUUCUAGAGAAAGCAAGCUUCGUCGCUGGUCUUGGGUGUGGACAUGGACAAGGACGACCAUAAACGCAAGCGGAAGCGAAGCCGCAGCAAGGCCGGGCGUGACGAUGGAGAGGACGCCGGCGCCGGCGGAGGCGCCGCCGUGAAGGCGACACCCGCCAAGCAGGUAGCGGCGAACGGCAAGGGCGCUAAGCCCGUCGCCGUCGUCAAGGGCACUCCCUCCGCCGCGCCUAGCAGCAAGGGCAAGCCCGCCGCAGCAGCAAAGCAGGCGGCGCCGCCUCUCGCCAAGAAGGCCAAGGCCGACGCGGGCCGGCCGUCGAAGCAGCAGAAGCGGCCCGCCAAGCCGGCCCCUGAGGACGAGGACGAGGAUGAGGAGGACGAGGAUGAGGACGCCGAGGGAUUCAACAGCGAGGACUUUGACGCCAUGCUGAUGGGCGGCGGGCCGGACGGCGACGACGACGAGGAUGACGACGAGGAGGAUGACGGCGAGGGCGAGGAGGAGGAGGAGGAGGAUGGCGGGGAAGGGGAGGAGGACGAGGAGGAGGAGGGCGAGGGCGAGGAGGACAGCGACGUGGCGAUAGACGGCGAGGAGGAGGCGGAGGAGGAGGAGGAGGACGAGGAGGCGGCGGACGCGAAAGCGGCGGCCAGGCGCAAGGCCCGGGACGACAAGGACAAUGUGCGCAUGGCUCGCGGCGGCAUCGAGGUGGAGCGGCACGUGGCCAGUGUGGCGGGCAUCAUGUCGGCCUCGGAGUUCACCAGCCUGGAGCUGACGGCCAACACCAAGAAGGCCAUCGACGAGAUGGGCUUCAGCCACAUGACGGAGGUGCAGGCGCGCACCAUUCCGGCGCUGCUCACAGGCCGCGACGUGCUGGGCGCCGCGCGCACCGGCUCGGGCAAGACGCUUGCCUUCCUGAUCCCCUGCGCCGAGCUGCUGUACCGCGCCAAGUUCAUGCCGCGCAACGGCACCGGCGCAGUGGUCAUCAGCCCCACGCGAGAGCUGGCGCUGCAGAUCUACGGUGUGGCUCGCGACCUGCUCAAGCACCACACGCAGACGCACGGCAUUGUGAUGGGAGGAGCCAACAGGCGCACUGAGGCUGAGAAGCUGGUCAAGGGUGUGAACCUGCUGGUGUCCACCCCCGGCCGCCUGCUAGACCACCUGCAGAACACGCGCGGCUUCGUGUACAGGAACCUGGCCUGCCUGGUCAUUGACGAGGCGGACCGCAUCCUGGAGAUCGGGUUCGAGGAGGAGAUGCGCCAGAUCAUCAAGAUCCUGCCCAAGGAGCGCCAGACCAUGUUGUUCAGCGCCACCCAGACCACCAAGGUUGAGGACCUGGCGCGCAUCUCCUUCAAGCACAAGCCGCUGUACGUGGGCGUGGACGACGGCCGCUCGGUGGCCACGCGUGAGGGGCUGGAGCAGGGCUAUUGCGUGGUGCCCGCCGACAAGAAGUUCCUGUUGCUGUUCACCUUCCUCAAGAAGAACCUCAACAAGAAGGUGAUGGUUUUCUUCAGCAGCUGCAACAGCGUCAAGUUCCACGCCGAGCUCCUCAACUACAUCGACAUCCCCGUCAAGGACAUCCACGGCAAACAGAAGCAACAGAAGCGCACAACCACAUUCUUCGAGUUCUGCCAGGCCGAGAAGGGCAUCCUGCUGUGCACGGACGUGGCGGCUCGCGGCCUGGACAUCCCGGCCGUGGACUGGAUCAUCCAGUUCGACCCGCCCGACGACCCGCGCGAGUACAUCCACCGCGUGGGCCGAACCGCGCGCGGGCAGGCGGGUCGCGGGCGGGCGCUGCUGCUGCUGCUGCCCGAGGAGCUGGGCUUCCUCAAGUACCUCAAGGACGCCAAGGUGCCCCUGAACGAGUACGACUUCCCCACCUCCAAGCUUGCCAACGUGCAGUCGCAGCUGGAGCGGCUGGUGGAGAAGAACUACUACCUGCACCAGUCCGCCAAGGACGCCUUCCGCUCCACGCUGCUCGCCUACAACAGCCACAGCCUGAAGGAGAUCUUCAACGUGCACCGCCUGGACCUACAAGCCAUGGCCCGCUCCUUCGGCUUCUCGGUGCCGCCGCGCGUGAACCUUCAGCUGGAGUCGCACAGCAGCCACACGCGCAAGGCGGCCAAGGGCGCCCCCGGCGGCAAGGCGGACUACCGGCGCGGGCUGAGCACGGGGCACAAGUUCAGCGCGGCCAAUCCGCACGGCAGGCGCGAGGCGGGCGACAAGCGGCAGUUCGUGCGCAUCUGAGGAGGUGACCGCUGAAUGAAGAGGGGGCAGCGGGCUGUGGAUGGGAGGUGGUUGGUGGGAGGAGGUGGGGAUGGCCCGGAGUGGGCGGUGGCGAAGCGGUUCAAGGAAGGGUGGGGAGCAGUUAACGGAACUGACGGAGCUAGCGGACUCGUACGGCGGCCGUGUGUUGUGUGCGGACCGGGCUGUUGGCCGGGACAACAGCUGGAGCGGCCGUUGCCGCGGUUUGGACGGCCCUUGACAUGUAUGACUUGACCUGUGUGCAUUUCGACCUGGCGUAUGACCGAGCAGAAGCAUUACAUUUGAAACAGAACGUGUGCAGGCAAACCGGCGGUGACUGGCCGUGGCCGUGAGUGUGAGCACUACAUGAUAACAAGACGAAGGACUGAAGGUGGGGUGCAGAGUGCUGCUUGGAGAGGCCUUGCAGGGGAUUGGCUGUGUAUGGGUACAGUAUGUGUUUAGGCAGCGGUACGCGCCGCGCCUUAGAGAGGCGGUGACGCCUAGCACGCGCUUCAUUGUAGCAAUGAUACACCUGUGCUGAUGUACGGGCGGAAAGUAGGAGGCGUACGAAGCUGUACGUAGUCCAGUAGAAUGUAACAACGGCUCAAU